AGGCGACAUGUAAGCGCUUAAGACGAAGGGCAUCCAUCGCCUCUAGCUAGCCCUAGGCGCAGAGCAGAUCAAUUACUCAUCUCAUCGCAAAACAAUGUCCCAUCUGAACAUUCUCUCCUUCAAGUACAACCUUGCGAAGCUCCGGUCCAAAGCCGGGCGCCGGCGAAUUGGGCGGGCGCUGUCGGCCAGGGACCGCCAGUUCUCCGACCUGAGCACCUACAGGCCCGACGAGGAGGAGAUGAGGAAGGUUUUCGGCAUGAUAGCUGGCCAGCCCCGUGGCGUCAACAAGAGAGACCUCCAGCUGCUCCUGGAGCGGUUCGGGAAGGCGGACGCCGCCGCCGAGGCCCGGCGGAUGCUGUGCGUCGCGGACCACAACAAGGACGGGUACAUGGACCUGGAGGAGUUCAUGGAGGUGCACAGGAACGGCGUGCAGCUGGGGGACAUCCGGCGGGCGUUCUUCGUGUUCGACAGGGACGGGGACGGCAGGAUCAGCGCGGAGGAGGUCAUGGCCGUCCUGCGCAAGCUCGGGCAGAGCUGCGGCCUGGACGACUGCCGGGAGAUGGUGAGGGAGGUCGACAGGAACGGCGAUGGAUUCGUGGACAUGGACGAUUUUAUGGCCAUGAUGACGCGCCCGCGUAGGAGGCCGUGAGCGCCGCCGGCCUAGCUUCCGUGUGCACGUCCGAUCCCCUGAUGUAAAUAUGCCAUGCAAAUCACAUCCUGGAAUUAAAGAGUGUUUGCUA
Zea mays is the source of this 740-nucleotide messenger RNA. RefSeq names its product polcalcin Jun o 2. The transcript has a single exon. Bases 95 to 649 code for a protein of 184 amino acids. Gene Ontology annotation, molecular function: calcium ion binding. The record is from RefSeq and is marked validated. Lineage: Eukaryota; Viridiplantae; Streptophyta; Magnoliopsida; Poales; Poaceae.